This is a messenger RNA of Portunus trituberculatus (swimming crab), 2949 nucleotides long. RefSeq names its product transmembrane protein 161B-like (gene emei). NCBI's taxonomy places the organism in Eukaryota, Metazoa, Arthropoda, Malacostraca, Decapoda, Portunidae. The transcript has 11 exons. The record is from RefSeq and is a predicted model, not a curated record. The coding region runs from base 420 to 1556 and encodes 378 amino acids.
AAUCAGACAACCAGACUGAGUGAAGGAUCAAAAUAGCAGCAGACGGCAAUCAUGGCGGUGUUUGGUGCACAGCUGGUGGUGACGAUGGUGAUGGCCAGUGUGCUUUCCCGCAUCACGCCGCACUACUCCUGGCACGCUGGUUCCUCUGUGGCACGGGGUUAGUGUAUUACCUCCACCCGACUGACGAGGAACUGCGGAGCCAGGCGGGACUGCAGAAGGAGAAGGGGAAGAAGGGGAAGGGAGGAGGGAAGGGCGGCGGUAAAGGAGGAGGUGGAGGAGGCGGAGAGGACGACGGAGGGUUCACAGUGCCGCGUAGCCUUGACCUGACCCUGGAGACCGCUCGGCUGGGCCCCGGUGAGGUCAUCCAGCUCAGGUUCUAUGCAGAGUACCAGUGGCUCCUUGACUUCUCCCUCUGUGCUAUGCUGGUGUAUGUCAUCACCGAGGUGUUGAUGGCCGUGGCUCCUCCCAGGGCUGAAGUCAACCUUAGCAUGCUGUGGUGCCUCCUGGCCAUUGGAUUCUCUCUCAAGAUUAUGUUCACCCUGGCCAUGCUGUACUUCCGAGGGGAGGACUCGGGCGGGGAGAAGGCCAUGGUGGUGCUGUCCUUCUUCACCUACCUCCUCAUUGCCCUUGGGAUGCUGAUACUGGAUGAGAGCAAACUAGAGAUGGGGCUGGAUUUGGCCUACUCCUCCUUCAAUGCUAGUGCUGCAGCCUUCCUCCGAGCGCAGGGCCUGCCGUCUGACGGGCCGGCCUCCAAGGUGACAUUCAAGCUGAGUCUGGCAGUGCUGUGUGCCGUCAUUGGUGCGUUCUUCACCUUCCCUGGGCUGAGGCUGGGCAAGAUGCACUGGGACUCACUCAGGUACUGUACGGAAAGCAAGGUCCUGCGAGCACUGUUCCACCUCAGCUUUGUGGCUCCCCUGCUGCUGGUCACCAUGUGGAUUCGGCCAGUCUCCCGCCGCUACCUGACAGAGUACACCCUGCCAGGCCGCUCCCACCCCCUCAUGGGACCCGACACCUUUGACACGCUGAGGAUUGUGAUGGUGCUGACGGUGAGUGCAGUGAGGCUGGGACUUAUGCCUUACUACCUACAGUCCUACCUCAACCUGGCGUACGAGAAAAUAGAAGCACAGAAGAAGGAGUCAGGUCGCAUAUCCAACAAGGACCUGCAGAAAAAAAUAGCGGGUGUAUUCUACUACCUGUGUGUUGUGACGCUGCAGUACGUGGCGCCCAUUGUGCUGUGUCUCUUCCUCUCCCUCAUGUUCAAGACUCUCGGUGGGUUAAGCUGGGCGGCCUUGCUUGGGAGUCAGUCCAGCCCCGGGGAGUGUGGCCUUACUCCCGAGGGUGGCGCUGAGUCCGCCCCUCUCCCAGCCCUGCAGGAUGCUGAGACUGUGAUGGAGGCCACACGCAUCCUCACCCUAGGCAUUGAGGAGGUCAAGAAGGUCUUCACCACAGAGUUUUACAGAGGCGUGCUUGGCUUCACAACCUGGUGGUGCGUGUUCUCCUGGUUCCUCUCAGGGACAUUCGGUGUUGCCUACCAGUCCUACUUCACCAAAGGAUAGUGCAUCUGUCUGUCCACUGCUGACUCAACCAUCCAUUUAUCUCGUCUAUUUGCAUGGUAAUUCCCCUCGCCUUACCUCACCUCAUCUCUCCUUUCCCCUCCCCUCCCCUCAUUUUUUUUUUUUUUUUUUUUUUUUUGAUUUAAUUACUUUCAUGUUUUGUUGCCUCGUGUGAAAAUUUUAGGCAUGGUAAGUAUUUGUUGUGCUGUUGUUUUUUAUAUAUACUUUUCUUUUAUAUAUUUGUGUCGUGUGGCUGGUUUUAUUUUUGUUUGUGGUUAUGUUUUGUUGUCUAGAUUAGAAAGUUUUAACUGGAAAGCAUUUUUUAGAUAUUUUGUAUUGGUUUUAUGUUCAUUUGUCUAUUUUGUUUUUUAUUUUAUCUCUUUUUUCAUUCAUUCCUAUUCUUUCUCCCCACUGAGGCUGGUGCCUAAUCACUAUGUUCAUGUUGGUACCCCUGUGUGUGUAUCUUAUUUUGGGUGGAGAAGAUUCACUGUAUCCCUUUGUUUGGUUCCCAGUGUUGUUGAAGGUGCCUUCCACAAAUCAUCAUGGCAGAUUGUCCCUCCCCAUUCAUUUCUUUUAUUCUGUUUUAUUGUAUGUGUCUUGCAAGUGCACACAUUAUGAGUUAAAAGUAUGUGUGUUUAUCAUGACCAGACAGAAAUGAGAGAAGACUUGUAUUAUGCAUGAGGAAAGUUACAUGUGUAGAUAAAUUAGAAAAAUAUCUGAGGAGUAUGAAGAAACGAAAUGCAGGUUAGAGACAAAAGUGUAAAUAAAGUUAAAAUGAUCUCUAAGUAAAGUGAAAAGUGUAAUAUGUAUAGUAAGGGAGAACUGUAAGCUGCUUGAGCCUUUGUAAAUAGUCAAUUAUGCACAAAGAACUCAUCAAGAAGAUAAUCAUCCCAGUAAACACCACCUCAAGCCUUCAAGAACACACACACACACACACACACACACACACACACACACACACACACACACACACACACACACACACACACACACACACACACACACACACACACACACACACACACACACACACACACACACACACACACACACACACACACACACACACACACACACACACACACACACCUCUAAACAUUGCUGGAUUGGCCAGUUUGCAUAGCUACUUGUUGAUGAGACGAGAGAGUAAUAAUCAAAACUUUCUAAAUCGCAUGUCAGUAAUUUUUCCUUUCUCUCACAAGCUAGAAAAUGAAGCCACCACUAUAAAUAAGGGUGUCUGAGGUGCAGCUUUCCAUUUAAGGUGGAAAUAAGUUAAUAGAGGUGCUUAUUUUUAGUUACUGUAAAGAAAAGAGUCUUGCAUCGCACCUUUUGAAGUGUCUGAAUAAGAGAUGUACCUUUCUAUUCAAGGAGAGAGAGAGAGAGAGAGAGAGAGAGA